Lucilia sericata (common green bottle fly) is the source of this 1121-nucleotide messenger RNA. RefSeq names its product nucleoside diphosphate-linked moiety X motif 8. The record is from RefSeq and is a predicted model, not a curated record. Gene Ontology annotation, molecular function: coenzyme A diphosphatase activity. NCBI's taxonomy places the organism in Eukaryota, Metazoa, Arthropoda, Insecta, Diptera, Calliphoridae. The transcript is spliced from 2 exons. The coding region runs from base 227 to 1024 and encodes 265 amino acids.
AAAUCUACUUGUGUUUAUUGUAGUAAAAAUGCUAAAACCUGCAAAAACAACUAUGUUCGACAGAACUAACAACUUUUACAAAAACAAAAAGCUUAUUGAUUGACAUAUUUACCGCAAGCUAGCAUAACCUAGUGCUAGUUAUUGAACAGCUGCUGAUAACAGAAAUAUUUACUUAUUUUUAUUCGUAACGAUUUACUUAAUCCUGAGUUAACGCACAAAUUAGACGAUGACAUCCUUAUUAGGUAGAUGUCGUACAACACUUGUAGCACCCCUGCUUAGAACACAAGUCAUUAAAGGAACAUAUCCCAACUACUCGGCUUCUAGAAUAAGUGAAAAUCUAAAGUCUGAUUAUGAAAUAGACGAGAAUUUGUUAUUGUCUGAGGAAAAUCGUCAAAGAUGUUUGGAGAAAAUGGGUAAGGCUCCUCCAGUGGGAAUAAAGCUACGUGGAGCUAAGAGUGAAACUAAAUUUGCAGCUGUAUUAAUAGCUUUAUGUACGGACGAAGAAACGCAAAAUGUAUCUCUUUUAUAUACAAGACGUUCUCACUUGCUAAGUAGACACAUGAGACAAAUAUCCUUUCCGGGAGGCAUAAAAGAAGACAAUGAAGAUUUUGUACAAUGUGCUUUGAGGGAAACCGAAGAGGAAAUCGGUAUACUACCGAGUCGUGUUGAAAUCUGGGGUUCAGGUAAUUUAAUAACACCUCCUCAUACGGCAGCUAUUAUGCCAGUUGUGGGCGUAAUUAGAAAUUUCAGAGAAAGUGAACUCAAGUUAAAUUAUGAUGAAGUUGAGGAAGCUUUUGCGAUACCUAUUAAAAGAUUAGCUAGUCCUCAAACCUUGCGUUAUACUCAAUUCAAGAGUGGUUAUUCAUCGCCCGCAUUUGUUGUCGAUGAUAAACGUAUCUGGGGUGUUACGGGUUUUAUAACGAAUAUUUUUCUUAAUUGUUUUUUGCCGCCCGAAUUUAAUAAGCUAAAAAAUCGUAUUAAAUUUAUUAGAUCAUUUAAGAGUAAAUCUAAAGCUACCUCAUAAAGUGUUAACUCAAUAAUGAUGUUUAAUUUAUGUUUUGUGUAAAUGUUUUCUUAUGUGCAAUGUGAAUAAAAUUUAAAUGAUAUUAAAUUAAAAUUUA